This is a messenger RNA of Stegastes partitus (bicolor damselfish), 720 nucleotides long. It is a transcript of the gene sycp3, whose product is annotated as synaptonemal complex protein 3. The record is from RefSeq and is a predicted model, not a curated record. Gene Ontology annotation, biological process: spermatid development; meiotic cell cycle. Gene Ontology annotation, cellular component: synaptonemal complex. The coding region runs from base 1 to 720 and encodes 239 amino acids. Lineage: Eukaryota; Metazoa; Chordata; Actinopteri; Pomacentridae. The transcript has 8 exons.
AUGGCGACAGGAAGGAAACAGGUAAAGAAGAAACUCCUGGAGGAGAAAUCUAAUCAAGACGUUUAUGAUUUUACUGCAGAGGUUGAAAAGAAGGAUCUAAGUGGUUCAGAGGACGAGGCCAGAGGAGAUGAAACACCAAUACUGGAAAAACUGACGAAAAAGAGAUCUGCAGCUGACUUUGAAGAGCAGGGAGCAACCUGUGCUGUGGGAAAUGAGGUUCAGUCUAUGUUGGAGAAAUUUGGAGCGGACAUCAGCAAGGUGUUGCAGGGGAAGAGGAAACGUCUGGAGUGUCUGACGAAGAACUACAUGAAGGGAAGCCAACACAAACUGGAGCAGCUGUGGAACACCCACCACGGCCAGAGACAGAAGAUAACUCAGCAGUACUCUGAGCAGGUGUCGACAGCGCUGCAGCAGUGGGAGGCUGAAGCCCUGCGAGCUGAAGAGCAGGAGGAGAAGAUCAACAAUCUGUUCCGGCAGCAUCAGAAAAUCCUGCAGCAGGUCAGAGUCACUCAGAAGCAGAAGCUGAAAACCGUCAAAGAGCUUUACGAGCAGCUGGUGAAGAACAUGGAGGAGAUGGAGAAGAGCCAGGAGGCUUUCCUGCAGGGGGCGCAACAGGAGCUGAAGAAGGAGAUGGCUACGCUGCAGAAGAAGAUCCUCAUGGACACGCAACAGCAGGAAAUGGCCACCGUCCGCAAGUCGCUGCACUCCAUGCUGUUCUAG